UUUCCUGUAAGAUUUGUAUUCGUCUCUCUCUACUUUCCAUCUCUCACCCACCCGCUCUCUUCGGAAAACCCUCGACGCAAAGAUCAAUCCUUCUUCUUGCCUCUAAUUCCUUCCUUCCUGCAAUCAAUCUAUCAACAAGCUUAUGAUCUCGAAUCUUUAAAGAGAGUGGGGAUGGCUUGUAAAGAGGAUACUAAUGCAUCUGCACAAGAGUCUUUAACCUGGGAAGACUCUGAGAUAUGUAAGAGUGAAUUGGAAUCUCGUCAAGUUCAGGUAGAUAGUUUAGAAGCUGAGCUUUUGGAUGUCAAGGCUUACCUUGAGUUCGGUUCCGAGGAAGAUGCCAGGAAGGAGUUAGGUGUUCUUUCUGGUAGGGUGAGAACGACUGCAAUAAUGUUGCGGUACUUGAGAUCAAAAGCUACAGUCUUGGCCAUUCCUGACAUAGCUCAUCUCACGUGCAGUGUGGAACAAAUGGGACUGGAAAGAUUAGACUUUCUUGACAAAGAAGGUGGUUCAUCUUCGUGUGGUGGUUCCUUGGGUAUAGAGGAUGGAGUUUACACUAGUGAGAUGCUCCAGUGCAUAGAAAUGGUUACUAAUGUGCUUGAGUCUCUUGUUAAGAGAGUUACAGCAGCAGAAUCUGAGACGGCUGUUCAAAAGGAGAUGGUACUUUUGGGAGAGGAAGAACUUAAUAGGAAGACAGUCCAAAUCGAGAAUCUGGCUGUAAAGUUACAAGAGAUGGAGAGAUUUGCUCACGGGACUAAUAGUGUUCUGAGCGAAAUGCGGGAACGGAUUGAGGAACUAGUUGAAGAGACGAUGAGACAGAGGGAGAAAGCUGUGGAGAAUGAAGAGGAGCUGUGUCGUGUGAAGAGAGAGUUCGAGUCGCUUAAAAGCUAUGUCAGCACUUUUACCAAUGUCAGAGAAACACUUGUUUCUUCCGAGAGACAAUUCAAAACCAUCCAAGAGCUAUUUGAACGGUUGGUGAGUAAGACGACACAGCUAGAGGGAGAGAAGGCGCAGAAGGAGGUUGAAGUUCAGAAACUGAUGGAAGAGAAUGUGAAGUUGACGGUACUACUUGACAAGAAAGAAGCUCAGCUUCUAGCUUUGAAUGAACAAUGCAAAGUUAUGGCUUUAAGUGCAUCAAACAUCUGAGCAUUUGCUUUUAGCCUCGCCUCGCCUCAUUCAUUUAUUGUUGUCAUAUUCUCGAGACAAUUCUUUCGCAGAAGAUAAAAUCUUCCCAGAUUUUUGCAAAGCUUCUUACUCUCUGUUGUUCUUUUGUUCAGAUAAAAGGAAAAAGAAAAACAUUCUUGUAACUUUUUUCAUGGCUUAUAGAGCCUUACUAGUUCGUCUCGUCUUCUAUGUUUUUUUUACAGAAAACGGUGGGUAGUUCUUACUUACGACUGG
Molecule: messenger RNA, 1395 nt
Organism: Eruca vesicaria subsp. sativa (arugula)
Lineage: Eukaryota; Viridiplantae; Streptophyta; Magnoliopsida; Brassicales; Brassicaceae
Source: the annotation of a GenBank genome assembly